Molecule: messenger RNA, 399 nt
Organism: Melampsora larici-populina 98AG31
Lineage: Eukaryota; Fungi; Basidiomycota; Pucciniomycetes; Pucciniales; Melampsoraceae
Exons: 2
Coding region: 1-399 (132 amino acids)
Source: RefSeq, a predicted model, not a curated record
AUGCCUGUCCAAAGCACCUUACGACUCAGUUCCGGAUACGAGACUGACGACAGUGUCCCCUGCCGUUCUGGGCGCAUCACGACACCUGCUCGUCAAGCACCUGGGAUGAUCUGUCCCCCAUCCGACAGCCGACAAUCACUCCCAACCUCGUCGUUUACCUUUUCUGUCAACAAUCGUGCCGUACCGGCAGCCAAAGGUAAGGGCAAGUGUGCCCGAUCCGAAUCAAAUGCUGCAAGUGGAACCAAAUUAGGCGAGUCCGAUAACGACACAGACUCGCCUGUCAUUCUCCUGUCCGCCGACCAAAAUCGACCACCAGCUCCAGUAAUGUCAAAAAUAAGACCACAACAACCAAGAAGUCCGCUGGACCAUCGCAACGCAAGAAUACUGAGGCCGAGAUGA